Molecule: messenger RNA, 1644 nt
Organism: Entrophospora candida
Lineage: Eukaryota; Fungi; Glomeromycota; Glomeromycetes; Entrophosporales; Entrophosporaceae
Source: the annotation of a GenBank genome assembly
AUGGCAAAAAAUUCCAUAAAAAUAUUUACAGGUAAUUCACAUAUCGAACUUGCACAACUUGUAGCGCGUCGAGUAGGUUUGGAUCUUUCAAAAGUAAUAGUGAUAAAAUAUGCUAAUCAAGAAACCUCAGUUGCCAUUGGUGAAUCAGUUCGCGAUGAAGAUGUUUUCAUUAUUCAAUCUGGGUGUGGAGAAGUCAACGAUAAUUUAAUGGAACUAUUGAUUAUGAUCAAUGCAUGUAAGACGGCAUCUGCAAGAAGAAUAACGGCAGUGAUUCCUUGUUUUCCUUAUGCUAGACAAGACAGAAAAGAAAAAUCAAGAGCACCUAUUUCUGCAAAAUUAGUUGCUAAUAUGAUAACCGUUGCUGGUGCUAAUCAUGUAAUCACAAUGGAUUUACAUGCAAGUCAGAUCCAGGGUUUCUUCAAUAUUCCUGUAGAUAAUCUACCUUCUGAACCUUCCAUGCUUAAAUACAUCUGUACUAAUAUUCCUGAUUAUAAAAAUGCUAUUAUUGUUUCACCUGACGCCGGUGGUGCAAAAAGAGCAGCUUCAAUUGCAGAUUGUUUAAAUUUAGAUUUUGCUUUAAUUCAUAAAGAAAGAAAAAAAGCCAACGAAGUUUCAAGAAUGAUUUUAGUUGGUGAUGUCGAAGGUAAAAUAGCAAUAUUAGUUGAUGAUAUGGCUGAUACUUGUGGUACUUUAGCCUUAGCUUCUAAAACUUUAAGUGAGAGUGGUGCAUUAAAAGUCUAUGCAAUGACUGCACAUGGUAUUUUGUCUGGUAAAGCAAUUGAUACUAUCAAUGAAAGUUGCUUAGAAAGAUUAGUUGUAACGAAUACCAUACCUCAUCAUGAAAAGAAAACUGAUUGUUCAAAACUUGACACAAUCGACAUUUCUCCUACCUUAUCUGAAGGUGAUUUCUUUGAUAGAGUUAAUUUGAUUCAUAGUUUAAUUGCUGAUUUAUUUUACCUAUUUGAAUUGGGAAAAAAACGUACAAAUAUGGGAACUCGAGGUUUAUAUUGCUUCUUGUAUAAAGGAGUAUAUUAUAUAAUCUAUAAUCAUUGGGAUUCAUAUCCUGAAGGGUUAGGGGAAGCUCUUCUUAGACAACUUCAAGGAUUUAGUUUGGAAGAAUUACGUGAAAGAUUGGUAAAUAGUAUUAUUGUGUGCGAUGAAAUAUAUCCAGAACUUACACCAGAAUUCGUAGAUAAUUUUCGAACAUUCAUCACACAAGACGAGCCUUAUUUUGAAUCUUGGUUACGUCGUUCUUCCAUGUAUAUAAAAGAUAAUGAGACAGGAAACCUUGAAGCCAUUAUUAGGCGUAGCUCGGGAGCAUUUUACACCUGGAUGUGUAAGACAUACGACUCUUCAGAAGAAAAAUGGUCCUUCUUACUAAGAAGACUUUUUUCUGUAGAUGGACUUCGUUUAAAAAAGGCUUUAUCUUUAGGUUAUUUGCUCCUUGAAGAAUCUCCAACUAAUAAAGCUCCAGGGAUUGAUUGUAGUAGUAGUAUUGAAUGGAUAUAUACUAUAGAUUUAGAUCGUGAAAAAUUCUUGGUGAAAAAUAAACGAGAUGUUGAAUGGGAAUGGGAAUUCAAACUUCAAGAAUUAUUGACAGAUAUUGGUGAUCCAGAGAAGUCAUUGGCGAAUAAGUUGAUUUAA